CUCAAAGUUCACAGUGUUAGAGGUGUUAUUAGUCCUUCUUAUUUUCACCUUCUCAGAGUGCUGACUGAACACAGAGAAGAGGGAAAGUAGAGGAAAAGAUUCUGAAUAAUGGGGGCCUCUGUGUCUAUAAGGAACCAAACCCCUUACACUUGGCACUACGAACUUGUCGGAGACGGAAGCAAGAGGAAGACCGUAUCCGUCAGCAGCAGGAGGUGAUGGAGCGGCGAAGACAGGAGGAGCAACGAAGACGACAGCAGGAGGAGAUGGAGCGGCGAAGACAGGAGGAGCAACAAAGACGACAGCAGGAGGAGAUGGAGCGGCGAAGACAGGAGGAGCAACGAAGACGACAGCAGGAGGAGAUGGAGCGGCGAAGACAGGAUGAGCAACGAAGACGACAGCAGGAGGAGAUGGAGCGGCGAAGACAGGAGGAGCAACGAAGACAACAGCAGGGGGAGAUGGAGCGGCGAAGACAGGAGGAGCAACGAAGACAACAGCAGGAGGAGAGGAGGCGCCAGGAGCAACUGGAGAGGGAGAGGGCGAUCCAGCAAGAAAUCAAAAGGGAGAGCGAACUUUCGGGUAAGAAGGUGUCAAAGGGACGAGAAAAGCUGAGACAGAAGCUGAGACUAAAAGAACAACAGCGCCAUCACUAGCGUACACAGGUACUACACCAGAUGAUAGAAGAUGACGCUGCAGCAAUCAGAAGGGAUGAGCCAGGGGACUUGAAAAAUAAGUUUGAAGAUCUUCUGAAGAAAUACGAGAUCACUGAAGACAAAGGCAUGCAAGAGGACAAACUUGAAAACCAAAUGAAAAAUCUUCAGAAUGAAUUAACCCUUAAAUACUUUGGAGAGCCUCAACUGUCAAUCUGGUGUCAGUUGACCAUAGAUCGUGCUAUCAGCCAAGGAGAGCAAUCGCUCACUGAGCAGUUUAGCAUCCUCACGGCUGUGACAGAGCUAACGUUGACCAACGACUCGGACACAGACAGUAAAGAGGACCAACUACUUGACUGGGACCAGAAGUAUGACUUUGUCAUCCGUCUUCUUGAACAGCUGUACAGCACAAAUCCCACAGUGGCUCAACAACUUGUUCUGAGUAUUCUUGAUGUGUUCACAGAGGUGUCAGAGAAAAACAAGGGGCUCCUUAGUCAAAUUCUCUUCAACAUGAUCUGGACACCUUCAGAAAUUCUGCUCUUUUUGCGAGGUGUUUCAGGCAUAAACCAAGAGUUAGCAACCUCAAUCCUUCAUACUGUGAGGACAAACAAGCUGGAUCUUCUCUCUACUCUCUCUGCCCUGAAAGAUAAAGACCCUGUCAACUCUCUACAAUUGUAUGCUGAGGCAGAAGGGGACAAGGAUGCCGACACCAUUGUGAAUGAAAUGCCAAAUGAAAAGUACCCAGAGAAAAUAUUGUCCAUAAAUGAAGGAAAUUCUAGGAUAUAUGACAGAGGAACUUCCAAAACAUGCAAAGGAGGACUUGGAUCAGGUAAAGAUAGAGGAAGCAAAGCAGAUGAUCAAGUCACUGGAUUUUACUAACCCUGACCUUGCUGUUCUCAAGGAGGUCCUAAUAAGGAUGUCUAUUGCUGUACAAGACUGCUCAACCAUUUACACUCAAAACGGUAAGAACAUAGAAGGCUACUUUCCUAGCAUCACGCAGUUGGCAUCAUUGCUCAUGCUCCUUCUACCAAAGUUAACAGGGAAAAAAGGUAUCCUUCUGGAAAUCGGCACAGGUGAAGGAAAAUCUUGCAUCUUGGCUAUGUUUGCCACCAUCCAGUCCAUCCGUGGCACUAAGGUUGACGUUGUGACCAGUUCUGCAGUCCUUGCUCGCCGAGACCAAGAGGAGUGGAAGAAACUGUAUGACAUGUUUGGUGUCACAUCCUCUGUUGUGCCACCACCACAGAUACAGGGAAGCUCCCCUGAAAGCAGGGAUAGUAUGCUACAGGAGGCUUACAGGAAACAAUUAGUUUACGGAACCGUUGGCAGCUUUGCAGCAGACGCAUUGAGGCAGGAAUUCGAGAAGGACACCACACGUGGGGAGAGGAGGUUCGACAUGGUGAUUGUGGAUGAAGUGGACUACAUGACCUUGGACAAUGGAGUUCAGGUGACGUUUCUAUCCCACGAGGCAAGUGGCCUGAGGCACCUCAGACAAGUCCUUGCUAGCAUAUGGGCCAUGGUAUCUAUGUGUCAGCCAAUUGAGAUGGAAAAUACUGGAGAGAUUGAGUGGACAACUGGAAUCCAGCAUUUUCACAAGGCUGCAAAGUUAGCUGUUAUCGGUCCAGCAACAUCUAAAGAUUUCUCUGAAUUUCACAUUUUGGAAGCCGGAGUGGAGUUGGGUAUCUAUUCAGAUGAAGAUUUUGACAUGUUCAUGCAUGCUCUAGAGAACACAGAGAAAGACGAUACAACAGAGAACAGGAGAACUGUUGAUACAUUCAUGGCCAAAGUUGGAAUUACUCAACAGUGUGAUCUGCUCACCAUCAUGGAGAAAGCACUGGAGAAUGAUGUGGACAUUGACUGUUACUCUGUGACAAACAAUAAAGCCGUGCUGGUUAAGGAGAAAAUGUUGCACAACAACCCUGAUAUCCUGGAAAUCAAAAUGCUUCUCCUCGAGAAUGGACGAGCCAGCGAGAUCAUACCUGAAAAAAACUCAUUAAGGCAACUGAGCUGAAGUCUAAAAUCAAAUAUUCUGGCAACUCUCAGUCAAACUCAGUUUCUUGUGAUCCCCUCUUUCCUUGAGAAGUACCUUGAGAAUCGGUUACCAGUCUUUGUGGAAAACGCCCUGAAAGCCAUCAUGAUGACACAAGGCAGAGAGUACAUGAUUGAUCAGAUGUUGGAAGCUGUCAGAGACAAGCAUCUCUACCAUGCUAUCAUCCCAGUGGACUUCCAGGCCAGUGGAGUGUUGGAGAAGAACAAACGCUGGGGGGACGGCCUGCAGCAGUUUCUGGAGAUGAAACACCAGCUGGCAACCACUCCUUUGUCCAAUGUGACUAAUUACCUUUCAAACUUCCAUUACUUUCAAAAGUACCUAAAAGGGAAUGGGAUAUUUGGUGUGUCUUGGACAUUAGGGGGUGAUGCCGACAAAGAUUUCCUUGCAAGGCAUUACGAAACAGAGAGCUACACAAUUCCAGCUCACCGCUCACCAAGCUUCCGAGCUUCCAGCAAUUCAGGUCAGUGGGCAAGCCCAGUGGAUGGAGAUCCUCUGUAAGACAGCAAUGAGAGUGGCAGAAAGUGGUCAGGUUGUCUUGGUUGUAUGUGAAGAUGUCAAUACAGCAAACAAGCUUCGGAAGAAAAUAGAGAGCGAGAAUCCACAUCCCUCCGUCACAUUCUACACAAUCAGUGAGAAACACAACAUUGAGAGAACCAAAUUCAGAGGGGGACAUGUAAUCAUAGCCACAAACCUAGGAGGUCGUGGAACUGAUAUCAAGGUUGAUCAGGAUGUCAACAUACUUGUUGGCCUCUUCGUCCUCCUGACACAUUACCCUGGCAGUUGCAGAGUGGAGAAACAGGUGUUUGGAAGAACUGGUCAGAAGGGAAACCCGGGCAUGGUCCAGAUUAUCCUCUGUGGGGAUAACCUUGCCCCAGCAUACCAGGGCCAGCCUAUGGAGAUCAUGAGACGAAUUGAGAGAGGAGUACGAAGUCCAACGCAUCAAAGGUAUGGAGACAGAUGAGCUUCUCGAAAUAAAAAUUAAAGUGGACCUGUUUGGCACAUUUUGUGAAUUUCUUGACAAGUUUCAUGGCAACUUCACAAAACAGGAGAGAGAUGACCUGUCAGGAAUGGGGCCGAAUGAUGUCCCUGAGUGUUUUAAAGAAAAAGGCCCUAAGUUUGAUUACCAGCCUGCACUCAAUGCUUUGAAAGAAACAGGGGCGUUGUGGCUUACCCUUCACGAGGAGCACAUCCGUCAGCACGAAGAUAUCAGUGUUCUUAAAGCAGACCUUCUUGAGCAUAUCACAAAUAGGGGCAACAUGCUGCUGAAUGGAAAAAGUCUAAACUUCUAUGACCACAUUAAGCAGGCUACUGGCAGAACAGACUUGCACCUUCGCAACAAAAGUAAGUUUGACUAUGAAGAAAAGUCCUACUGGAAAGAUGUUGAAGAAUGUGACCCUUUUUACAGUGCCGUGGCAAUGUACAACCAAGCUUUCAUCACCAUCAACAUGGGCAAAGAUGGCUACAAAACAGAGGCACGGGAAUUACUGGAAAGGGCAAAGACAUCUGUGGAUGUUUACUUGUCAGAAACCACAAAUACCAUGGUUUCUUUUCAGAUUGCCACAAGAGGGAACUUUGAACCACAUCAUGAAGGAGAAUGCAACUUUCUAAAGCAAAUAGAUUCCAGGAUGAGCAUUCACCAAGCUUGGAUACGUAACAUUGACCUUGCAGUAAAUAAACUUAAAGAGCUUGAGGGUGAAGGCACAGCCAUAACAGAGGUAUUCUCAAUGUACAGCCUCUCAGAAAAUCAAGACUACGUCACAGGAAAUGAACUCAAGGCCUUGUAUGACAAUGGCCUGAGCAUUGUGUUUGAGGUGAAAAAGAAGCCAGAGUUCAGCUUUGACGCUUUGAUCUGUUUCUUCAUCGGUAUGUGCCAGGUCAUCCUUGGAGUUCUGGUUUGUGCCCUGUCGUUUGGCGCUGCAACCCAGAUUGGCUUAUUUCUCAUCUGUGAAGGAGUCUCUGACAUGAUUGAAGGUAUAUCUGGCAUGAUAUCGGGCACAUUCGAUUGGGCGCAAUGGGCCAUCUCCAAAAGCAUCAGCAUUGGGAUGUCUCUGCUCUCCGCAGGGUUUAGCGCCAUUGAAAAAGUUGCCAUCACAGCAUAUAAAGUCCUCAAUGGUACUUUGAAACUCUCAUUUGUUGCAAAGGAAAUCAUUGGCACAGGAAAACAUGUUUUCAAGUCCACACAGAAAGCAGCAAAGUAUGCAAAUAAGACUGCAACAAAGAAACUGGCAUCCCCUACAAACAUGAAGAUGGCUCUAAAACACGCAACCAAGUAUGCAUUUCAGGAGGUAGGGAAGCAGGGUGUAAUCACAGGAAUAAACUAUGCCAUUGAUGCUGGAAUUGGGGCCAUCUUUAAAACAAUUUUAGAAAAAGCUUUCAAAGACAUGGUCAAAAAGAAUGCAGAACUAGAUCUUAGUCUCACUGAAUACAUUAGCUCUGCAGUACCUAAAGGAGCUUUGCAGAACCGCAGCAACUAUAAGAUUGACUCAAAGCUUGAACAACAAACAAAAGAUUUAGUUCAAGUUAUGACAAAAUAACUUAUUCCUGGCCUCAUGACUGAUUCCACCACAUCCCAAGUCAGUGAUGUUAUCAGCAGACUCUCUGAGGUGUGCAAUAAUGCAACUGACCUUGUGGCAAAAAGUGGAACACAUUUUAUUGCAAAAGGAGUCAAAAUAAGUGUAGAAAUAGUUAAACACACCACAACCUUGGUCAAAAUGAUUCAGUCUAUUCCUACAGAACAUGUUAUUAAUGACAUAUUUGUCCUCAAAUUUAAAAAAAGAAAUUGAAGAGCAGCAAAGAAAUGUGGAGCAGCAUGACCAAGAUGGCAGACAUGAUUUACCAGAUGUGAUUUGCCUGAAGGAUGAGUUGCUAAGCUCCAUUUCGGAAAGUGUCUCCGAAGCGUUCAUAGAUGCUUGUGCUGGUCAUAUGUCCUCUUUUGUGACGGGAACAUUCAAGAAGAAGCUCAAUGGAGUUACUGGAAAAGUUGUUGACAAUGUACUAGGCAGACACAAAACUGAGGCCUUUUUCCAGGACCGGCAGCAUAAACAUGAUAUGAAAUCAGCCAGUCAGACGGCUGGGAAAUCUCUGUCAGAGACUGAAACAAAAGAACUUCUGGACUAUGCAGAGAAGAUUGGUGAUGUUAAUCGACCAGCCUCGGCCCUGGACAUUUAUGUCCUCACAAACAGUGACCUGCUCCAUGGUAAAGGCAUCCAGUUCAAAGUGGUGGAUCAAGAUGGGAAAACGCUCUCAGAGGAGGCCUACCCGGGAACGAACAGCUCAGCCGGCCAAAUCACUCUACGGCUGACCAAAGAGCCUGAGAAAACACACAGUGAGAAAGGAAUCCUCUCUAAAGCAAAAGACAGAAUCCAAGGAGUGGAAAGUCCAUACAGUGGUCACUUUGACAUCAUCCAAGAUGGCAAAGUAAUCCCUGUGCGCUCAGAGAACAAGAACUGCCUGUACCAUGCCCUAGCACAGGCAACAUCUAACAGUUCUGAGGAUGAGAUCCCGAGUCAAGCUGUGAAUCUAAGAAACAAUGUUAAAGACCAGAUUAAAGGGAGCCUUCAGGCUUAUAGUGAAAUGGUUAAAACCCAGAAGGCCUAUGAUGCACUCGAGAAAAAUCAUGGAAAAUAUGCUAUAGUUGGAGGGACCAGGAAUAGUAAACGGACGAAUGAUGGGGAAUAUGAACAGGAUAUCAGGCCCAUGAAGAAUUGUCCUUAUAGUUCCUCAGGGAUAAAUGAGUAUGGCAUAGCCUUUACGUACCACCUUGGAUUAGUUGGUCCUUACAAAAGGUAUUUUAGCAUAAUAAUUUUUUACAUUUUUAUAUGGGCAUUGUUCAAAUCUACCAAUGUUAUUAUAAUGACCCUGCAUUGUUUUUACACUUGAAUAUAUUAUUAAGACCAGAAAUCUAUAUAAUAAUUCAUAAAGCAUUGACAUACAAAUUGUGUAAAUAGAUGUGUUUACUUGAAUUGUACUUCCAUAGUACAACCCUUUCUCUUCUAUUCCCUCAUCAUUGUCAAAAACACCAAACUUUUCUUUGACAACAUGGGGGAAAGAGGCAUUGUGGAGGCAGACCAUAUCCUACCAAAGAAUUCCCUGAAGCUGGCCGAAAAAUCUUCAACAGAAGAAUCGGAAGCUUUAUGAUAUGAUAAACAGCAUUGAAUCAGAUCAAAAUGGAGGGAACCUGCUCACAAUGCGGGUUCUCAAACAGCAUCACAGGAAUGCUCUAACCACUGGAAGGAGUAAGACAUCUGUCAUCUGCAGGAAGGCGCUAGCGGAUACACUUGCAAGCGGAGAUGUGGAGAAAUCACUGAAGUUAUCUUUCAUCAUGGCUCAUCCUAUUGCUUCUGACCAGCUCAGAGACAAAGCAGGAAAGCCCAAUAAACUUACCCUGGGAUCCAUUGAUUUAUCUCCUGAAGGAACAGUGUUCUACUAUAAAGCUGGCUUCAAUCAGAUGCUGAAUCACCAUAGUAAAGAGGAGAUCAUCGACCAGAAUCAGCAGGCGAGGCUGAAGUCCUGGGUGUCCGAUAAGAAGUACAUGGACCCAGACACCCCAGAGUACAACGACAUCCUUGCAGCCAUCCAGUAACACAACCUCCACUGGAGACAUGUUAGUAAAGGGAUAAAAUCAUACUUUUAUAUUCAGCAUAUGAAUUACAUGAAUUCAGUAUAAUCAUAAUGUGAAUAAUUUCUUGUUGAACCUUAGGUGAAUGACAAUUUGACCUUUCUACUGCUGCAUAAUCACUAUACUUUUUUGUUUGUGCUUCCACAAGGUAGCCUAUGGCUUUUCAAAAUAGAUACAGUAACUUAUGUGCAAGGUGCAUGAGAUAUAAGCUUGCUAAAACAACUAUAGGUUCUUCACAGUAAACUGUAAAUUGACUUUUGAUUUUGUUUCAUUCAAUACUGUAUACUAUACUGGAUGCCAAAGUUAAUUUCUCAAUGUCAUAAUAUUUACUGAUGUCCUAAUAUUUAAUGUUUGUAGUUUCUUAGUGUUCCAUUUUAGUGUAAUGAUCAUGAUAACCUUUUAAAAUCAAAUCAGAAUGUAUUUGUCGCAUGUGGAGAAUACAGUGAAAUGCUUGCCCACAAGCCCUUAACAACAAUGCAGCUUUAAGAAAAAAUGAAAAAAGAAAGAAAUAUUUCAAAUAAUUAAGGAGCAACAAUAAAAUAACAGUAGCAAGGCUAUGUAUUUUAUGCUCAUCAUCAGUGGUUUCACAGUCAAAUCAUGGUCUCAUUGGCAGUGUUUAUCAUGUAUUUGAUUUCUUUACUAUUGGAUUAUGGAUGAUUUUAUAUUUACUCAAUCCAAGGUGGUGUUUUAAUCCAUUUGAAUAAAUGUUUGCAUUCUCAAAAAUAUUAUCUGUAUUUGAAACUAUUGAUAAUAAACUGAUUUAAUUUGCAAGACUACUAGCAA
Oncorhynchus kisutch (coho salmon) is the source of this 8095-nucleotide messenger RNA. Its product is annotated as protein translocase subunit SecA-like. Gene Ontology annotation, cellular component: membrane. Gene Ontology annotation, molecular function: ATP binding. The transcript has 8 exons. The coding region runs from base 3642 to 5228 and encodes 528 amino acids. NCBI's taxonomy places the organism in Eukaryota, Metazoa, Chordata, Actinopteri, Salmoniformes, Salmonidae. Gene Ontology annotation, biological process: protein import; intracellular protein transport; protein targeting. The record is from RefSeq and is a predicted model, not a curated record.